Messenger RNA from Trichoderma virens Gv29-8, 1386 nucleotides. RefSeq lists its product as uncharacterized. The transcript has 4 exons. The record is from RefSeq and is a predicted model, not a curated record. The coding region runs from base 1 to 1386 and encodes 461 amino acids. Lineage: Eukaryota; Fungi; Ascomycota; Sordariomycetes; Hypocreales; Hypocreaceae. Gene Ontology annotation, molecular function: spermidine transmembrane transporter activity; spermine transmembrane transporter activity. Gene Ontology annotation, biological process: spermidine transport; spermine transport; transmembrane transport.
AUGCAGGACGAGCUCGACUGGGAAAAUGCUCCUGAGAACCCGUACAACUGGCCGAGAUGGAAAAAGGCACUGACUAUCUUUGCAUUAGCUACGAUGGGUCUCACGAUUUCCAUUGCGACAUCCAUCUCCUCCUCAUCUGUCAACCUUCUGAUGGAAGAGUUUGGAGUCAGUCGAACCGUCGCCUUAUUGCCUCUCACCAUGUAUGUUAUUGCUCUCGGCAUUGGCCCUGUCAUCGGCGGUCCCCUCUCCGAGACCAUCGGACGGUAUCCCGUCAUCAUGGGCGGCUUGCUCAUUGGAGCUCUCUGGACUCUUGGAGCUGGCUUGGUUCACAACUUUGGCGCUCUGUGCUUCUUUCGCUUCCUCUCUGGCUUUUUCUGGGCUCCUAUCCUGGCCAAUGCUCCUGGAUCUCUCUCGGAGACGUUUAUGCCAAAGUCGCGAGGCCCAAUCAGUGCCAUUUUCAUUCUGACCCCCUUCUUGGGUCCCGGUCUUGGUCCCGUCAUCGGCUCUUUUGUUUCCGUCGACAAGGGUUGGCGAUGGACUGAGUGGACAAUGCUCUUCUUCGCUGCUCUCAGUCUUGCUCUGGGAUGCACAAUCGGAGAGACUUUUCACCCUAUCCUCAAGCGUCGUCUAGCUAAGAAGAAGGGCAUCGAGCUCCCUCCGCUCCCUCCCAUGAACGAGCGCAUCAAGACAUUUGCUGUCGUUGCAGCCAUUCGACCGAUCAAAAUGCUCUUCAGCGAGCCCAUCGUAACAUUCAUCUGUCUCUACGUCGCCAUCAACUUCGGUACCCUUUUCAGCUUCUUUGGUGGUGUCCCUUACACAUUUGGCACUGUAUACCACUUCACAACUGAUCAAUCCGGUCUGGUCUUUAUUUCCAUCGUUAUCGGUUGUUUCCUCGGUCUUGCCACCAUCAUGGCCUGCGAAAUCUUGCUCUACCGAAAGCAGAUCCCCAACUUUCCGCCUCACAGGGUGCCUCCGGAGUACAGACUGUAUCCCGCCAUGUUCGGUUGCUUUGGCCUUCCCAUUGGUCUCUUCUGGUUUGCCUGGACUGCUCGCAAGGAUAUUUCAUGGGCGAGCCCGGCAGCAGCCAUCAUUCCUUUUGCGUGGGGAAACCUUUGCGUCUUUGUUAGCACCAUGCAAUACACUACCGAUACCUUUACUGGAAAUGUCGUCGCGAGCGCCUCCAGUGCCAACAGUUUGGCACGAUACGGUUUUGCGGGAGUAUUCCCCCUGUUUACGAUUCAAAUGUACACCAACCUCGGCAUUGACUGGGCCAGUAGUCUGCUUGGAUUCAUUGCUCUGGCAUUGAUCCCAAUUCCUUGGGUCCUUUUCAAAUUCGGUCCUCGAAUCAGGGCCAAGAGCAGGUUCGAGACGCACAAGUACGAGUAA